AUGGGGAAGGUGCUCAGGAUGGGGGCCCAGGAGAGGCGGUUACUGCGACCCAAGCGGCUUCAAUGGAGUCGUUUCCUCUUCCUGUUAGGAAUGUUGAUCAUCGGCUCUACCUAUCAGCACCUGAGGAGACCCCGGGGCCUUUCCUCACUGUGCACAGAGGUCUCUUCCCAACAGUCUAUAAAAUUGGCCAGCCGGGACCUGUCCAGCGAUGAGAUGGUAGUGAACGAUCAUCCUCUGAAAGCUAGCUCAGAAAUGGAGGGGGAGACACUGGCACCCCAAGCCACAGACACCACUGAUGAAGCAGCUCCUAGCAGAACCAUGGACAGCCCUCCUAGUACACCCAGAACCACCAACAAGAUCACUCCACCAGCACCAAAGAAUAAUUACAGCCCAACAGCCACACGCACAGAAAGAGCGAGGGAAAACCCCCUACCCACACCUACUGGAGUACUAAAUCACAACACCCCAACUUCAAGUGGACAAAUGGGAAGCUAUGACACCCCAACACCCAAGGGAGAAAGGAAGAGCAGCAGCCCAACACAAGCCAGGGGAAAGGAAAAGAAAUACACCCCAUCCCCUUCUGGGGAAAUGGAUACUUACGUACCUUCCAUAUCCAUGGCCACGGAAAUAAGCCACGUGACCAGGGCAACAGAGGAAGACAGUGCACCUUGGAGAGCCAAUAAGAUACUGGAGACCAGCUCUUCCAAGAGAAUUCUGCAAGACACCCCUGCAGCCACUCCCAAGCAAAUAGUUCCGAGCACCCCAACUCUCCUGACACCUGAGGUGGUAGAAACAAGCACCUUAACUUCUCCAAGGAGUAGCGUGGAAAUGAACACCCUGACCAGCUCUGAAAGGCUGGAAGGUAAUCACAACCCAGUCAGUUUCUGGAGGGCAAUGGGGAAAAACCUCCAGACAACUCCCCAGGGGGCAAUCCUGGACCACCCCUCAGCUCUCUCUGAGGGACGAGUGACCCUCAACACCAUGACAGGCAACAUCCUGGCAAAAAUCAAAGCAUCUUCUGCUCCCCAGAAUACAAGGAGACCCGCACCUGAGACCAGUGUAUCCCCUAUUAGAACACCCUCAGCCACCACCUGGGAACUGACCAACCACCCUUCCACAGCACCCAGCACCCCAGGAGCCCCCAAAGUCAAAGCAAAUCCAACCACUCAAGUCAGUCACUGUGUGUUUGUGGAGCCAGCCCCAGCACUGCCCAUCGCCCCCUCCCCAAGCCUCACAACAGCCAUGCUCCCAGAAGCGCCUAGCCCCUCGGUGCUGCUGCCCAGUUGGCCUGAGCUUCAUCCCAAGGCAGAGUACCCUCCAGAUCUGUUUAGCGUGGAGGAGCGGCAACAGGGCUGGGUAGCUCUGCAUAUCUUUGGCAUGAUGUACGUGUUUGUAGCCUUGGCUAUUGUAUGCGACGAAUAUUUUGUCCCAGCCCUGGGUGUGAUCACAGACAAACUCCAGAUCUCUGAGGAUGUGGCAGGUGCUACGUUCAUGGCUGCAGGAGGCUCGGCCCCUGAGCUCUUCACCUCCCUCAUUGGCGUCUUCAUUUCCCAUAGCAACGUGGGCAUCGGAACCAUUGUGGGCUCGGCUGUGUUCAACAUCCUCUUUGUCAUUGGCACCUGUGCCCUGUUCUCCCGAGAGAUCCUCAACCUCACCUGGUGGCCCUUAUUCCGUGAUGUGUCCUUCUACAUCCUGGAUCUCUCCAUGCUCAUCAUCUUCUUCUUGGACAGCCUCAUUGCCUGGUGGGAGAGCCUGCUGCUGCUGCUGGCCUAUGCCCUCUAUGUGUUCACAAUGAAGUGGAACAAGCAGAUUGAGCUCUGGGUGAAAGAGCAGCUCAGCAGGAGGCCCGUGGCCAAGGUCAUGGCUUUGGGGGACUUCAGCAAGCCCAGUGAUGGAGUGGUGACGGAACAACAGCAGGACAACAAGAAGCUGAAGCUCCCGUCCAUGCUGAUCCGAGGGAGCAGCUCAGCCUCUCUGCACAACAGCAUCAUCCGCAGCACCAUCUUCCACCUCAUGAUCCACAGCCUGGACCCCCUGGGGGAAGCCCGAGCCUCCAAGGACAAGCAGGAGAGCUUGAACCAGGAGGCCAGAGCCCAGCCCCAGGCCAAGGCAGAAUGCAAACCAGAAGAGGAGGAGCCAGCCGAGCUCCCUGCCGUCAAGGUCAUUCCAGCCCCUGCUCCAGACGUCAAGGGAGAUCAGGAGGAAGAUCCUGACAGUCAGGAAGGUGUGCCUGGAGCAGACAGCAAAAGAGAAGUGACAGGUGAAGAGGAUGAACCUGAAGGGGAAGCUGAGGCAGGAGGAGAUGAACCUGAAGGGGAAGCUGAGGCAAAAGGAAAAGGAGAUGAAAAUGAAGGGGAAACUGAGGCAGGAGGAGAUGAACCUGAAGGGGAAGCUGAGGCAAAAGGAAAAGGAGAUGAAAAUGAAGGGGAAACUGAGGCAGAAGAUGCCCAUCAUGGGGAAAUGGAGGCAGGAGGAGAUGAGCAUGAAGGGGAGACUGAGGCAAGAGGAGAUGAACACAAAGGGGAAGCUGAGGCAGGAGAGAAAGGAGACGAACAUGACGGGGAAACUGAAGAAGGAAAGGGAGGUGAACACGAAGGGGAAACUGAGGCAGGAGGGAAAGGAGACGAACAUGAAGGGGAAAGUGAGGCAGGAGUAAAAGAUGAACACGAAGGGGGAAGUGAAGCAGAAGGAAAAGCAGAUGAACAUGAAGGAGAAAUCCAAGCAGGGGACGGUGAAAUACAAAGUGAAGAAGGGGAAACUGAACUCCAGGGAACUGAUGCCGGGGAUCAAGGUGAAGCGACCAGCGGGGAGGAGAAGGGUGCAGAUGGUGAAGGGGGAAGCGAUGGAGGGGAGAGUGAAGAAGAGGAGGAGGAAGAUGAAGAGGACGAUGAAGAGGAGGAAGAGGAGGAGGAAGAGGAGGAGAGAGAUGAGGAGCCUCUGUCCCUGGAAUGGCCUGCCACCAGGCAGAAGCAAGCCAUUUACCUCUUCCUCCUGCCCAUUGUGUUCCCACUGUGGCUGACAAUACCUGAUGUCCGCAGGGAGGAAUCCAGGAAGUUUUUUGUUAUCACCUUCCUGGGAUCCAUCAUUUGGAUAGCCAUGUUCUCAUACCUCAUGGUGUGGUGGGCUCACCAGGUUGGUGAAACCAUAGGUAUUUCUGAAGAGAUUAUGGGUUUGACAAUCCUAGCAGCAGGCACAUCGAUUCCUGACCUCAUCACAAGUGUGAUCGUUGCUCGGAAAGGCCUGGGAGACAUGGCUGUGUCAAGCUCGGUGGGCAGUAACAUAUUUGACAUCACUGUGGGCUUGCCUGUUCCCUGGCUGCUUUUCUCUCUUAUCAAUGGAUUACAGCCUGUUCCAGUCAGCAGCAAUGGCCUGUUCUGUGCAAUUGUCUUGCUGUUUCUCAUGCUCCUGUUUGUGAUAUCUUCAAUUGCAUCAUGCAAGUGGAGAAUGAACAAGAUCCUGGGCUUCACCAUGUUCCUUCUUUAUUUUAUAUUCCUGAUCAUCAGCGUGCUGCUGGAAGACCGAAUCAUAUCCUGUCCUGUAUCUGUCUGA
Messenger RNA from Dipodomys spectabilis (banner-tailed kangaroo rat), 3549 nucleotides. It is a transcript of the gene Slc24a1, whose product is annotated as solute carrier family 24 member 1. NCBI's taxonomy places the organism in Eukaryota, Metazoa, Chordata, Mammalia, Rodentia, Heteromyidae. Gene Ontology annotation, biological process: visual perception; long-term synaptic potentiation; long-term synaptic depression. Bases 1 to 3549 code for a protein of 1182 amino acids. Gene Ontology annotation, cellular component: membrane. Gene Ontology annotation, molecular function: calcium channel activity; calcium, potassium:sodium antiporter activity. The transcript is spliced from 10 exons. The record is from RefSeq and is a predicted model, not a curated record.